CGAUUCCCUUCCUUCUCCGGCAGUGCUGACUGAUUUCGUGCAAGUAUCUCCUUGAUCUCACACUAUGCUUGCCACUACACUCUCUUUAAUCUCAUGCGCGGUCACCGUCACCGCUUGGCCCUUCUCCCUUUUCGGACACACCUUCGGCGCACCCGAGAGCAAGGGCACCCCAAUGCCACUCUCCCUGACUACUGUCAACUCAACGCUUCUCCGCCCCGCUCAAUUUGCGCGUGCAGCCUACUGCUCCGGCGCCUCGCUCGAGAGCUGGAGCUGCGGUCUGCCGUGCGACCAGGUCAAUGGUGUCAAGUUUCUGCAGGCUGGCGGAGACCAGGGCUCUAUUCCUUUCUAUUUUAUCGCCCACGAUCCAGAGCAGGAUUCCAUCGUCGUGGCCCACGAAGGGACUGAUCCCAAUAAGAUACUCUCUCUAGUGAAUGACGUCGAAUUUCUGCUGGACGACAUCGACGAGUCGAGGUUUCCUCGCGCAGCUGGACAAGGCAUCAAAGUACACACUGGCUUCCAAUCGACUUUCGAACGGACGGCGGACGGCAUUCUCUCCGGUGUGCAAACUGCGCUCCUGAGCACAGGCGCGAGCAACGUUCUGGUCACAGGGCACAGCCUCGGUCCGGGCAGCGCUGGCGAUGUUGACGGGAAGCAUGCCGCGCGAAUCGCCCGACCCAUCCGCAGGCGUGACGAUCUCCACGUUUGGGAUGCCACGCGCGAGGAACCAGGCGUGGCCAACUUCGUUGAUUCCAACGUGAGCCCUGCCUUCGUUCCAGCCGACGUCGCCAUUGACGAAGUUGCAAUCCCGGGCGGCGUGACCUUCAUGACCAUUCAACAUGACCCAGUCCCGAACGUCCCUCCGCUGCUGUUCGAUUUUGCGCAUCCGAGCGAAGAGAUCCACGUCGUGGACUCGUCACAGCGCAGCAUUGUCUGCUGUCCAGGUCAGGAUAACGAGAAUUGCAUCAGCGGUAACUCGCUGUUCGACAUUUCGAUUGGGGAUCAUCUCGGUGUCCUUAAGUAUUUCCCUGACAUUCCUUCGGGUCUGGCGAAUGCACCUGAGAUUCUUCUCUUCAAUUCUGCCAACGCUCAAUAUUUCUAUUUGGAGCAGCGCACAGAUGAGCCGUAG
Molecule: messenger RNA, 1126 nt
Organism: Mycena citricolor
Lineage: Eukaryota; Fungi; Basidiomycota; Agaricomycetes; Agaricales; Mycenaceae
Source: the annotation of a GenBank genome assembly